Molecule: messenger RNA, 1554 nt
Organism: Caenorhabditis angaria
Lineage: Eukaryota; Metazoa; Nematoda; Chromadorea; Rhabditida; Rhabditidae
Source: the annotation of a GenBank genome assembly
AUGUUGACAGCAAAAAAUAUAAUUGAAAUGGAAGCGAAUAGUGAGUUGAGCAGAUAAAUAAUUAUGAUUUUUUUUGUUUUUCAGUUAUACAUCACCCCGAGGCACGAAAGCGAACUAAUACGCUGAAAGUUGGUGAGUUGGCACUAAUUUUUUAUUUUGAAAAAAAUGUAGUCACUUCUCAUCAUGUCUCUAGGAAACUAUGAUUUUUUUUCAAAUUUCGCCUAGCACAAGUUUGAAAAUGAUUUUGCUUCUUUGCUAUUUUUGAUUUUCUGAAAAUAAUUCCUGAAAAUUUUCCAAUAAAAAAACUGUUAGGUCUAGGAUUACUGUAGAUAUUUGGCGCCUAAAAAUCCACUGUUAUGAAAAAAAUGUUCAAAAUUUUUUUCACGUAUAAAAUACGUUUCAUGAAAUUUUCUAUUAUCAGGUUUCUGGUGGAAUAUUGAUGAUUCGUAUUUGUCCUUUAUAAGAAAACAAUAUUGAGUUUGAAAAAUAGAAUAGUGCUGACAUUGGGCAAAAUCAGAUUUUUUCUAAUUUUUGGACUUCACAAUCAGAAAAAUUUUAAUAUUUGCCACGUCGAAUUUAUUUUUGUAAAACCUAAAAUCACGCAUUUCAUCUCCUAGUUUUCACACCCAAAAUCAUUUUUUCCUUCUUGGAUUACGGUAUCCAUAAAAAUCCUAUGAAUUAAAUAUAUUUUCUCAUAUUUUUCCUCCUUAUUUUUUCUCUCCACCUCUCCCCAAAAAUAAAAAUAACAACAUAACACCGUAAAAACAGAUGAUUUUCCCACACUUCCCCAUUUUUGCUCAUUUCACUCAUUCCUUCUGAAAAUAUGCUCUAUGAAUCUGACGACUCCGGUAUUUUUUCAAAAACAAAAUUGUUCUUCGAAAAUAAAUUCCAAAUUUUUAUAGAUAAACUUUCGCCCACCGAAUCAAUGGCUUUGUCAUUAGCGUCGAGGCGAGGUAAGCUAAUUAGUCGCGCUCGCGUGCGUGCUUUUUCAUUCUUUUGUCAAUUUUUCUAUUUUUCUAGCCUCGGUUCCUAUGGAAAUCAUCAUUGGAAAAGGUAAUGAAUAGUAUUAUCUAUAAAAUUUUUUUAAAAAACCCAAAUUAAACAAAUUUUCCAGACGGCCGCCCAGUUUUCAACGCAAGUUCUCCAACCACAGCCGGAUCUCCGAUGUUUUCCGAUCAAAAAGAUCGACGAAUUCCACGAGCUCUCAAAAAAGAGGGCUCAUUGUCUCGUGAAAACUCGAAAAAGAGUUCAGGCUCGAAGAAGGGUUUGAAGAAGACUAAAUCAACAACUCGUGAAAAAUCAAUGUCAAUCGAAGAUCGAGAUGUAUGAUAAUUUUUUCUAUGAUGUAUAAAAAUAUUAUUUAAUUUUCAGAGUCCAUUAACCGAUGAUUCUCUUCAACAAAUCUCUGGUUCAAUGACGACUUGUUCCAUUACCCAAUUCUCAACACAACGUCGAAAAUCAAUCGAUUUGUCGAAAAAUGAAUUCGAGGAAUAUCGAAUUAAUCGAACCAGUGAGGUUCAAGUCAGAAAUUUCGAAUGUCAAGUUGAUCUUUGA